Gigantopelta aegis is the source of this 2077-nucleotide messenger RNA. RefSeq names its product ETS domain-containing protein Elk-3-like. Bases 274 to 1524 code for a protein of 416 amino acids. The record is from RefSeq and is a predicted model, not a curated record. Gene Ontology annotation, biological process: cell differentiation; regulation of transcription by RNA polymerase II. Gene Ontology annotation, cellular component: nucleus. The transcript is spliced from 4 exons. NCBI's taxonomy places the organism in Eukaryota, Metazoa, Mollusca, Gastropoda, Neomphalida, Peltospiridae. Gene Ontology annotation, molecular function: DNA-binding transcription factor activity, RNA polymerase II-specific; sequence-specific DNA binding.
CGAGUUGUAUGAACCGGAUAGGGACACAUUUUUGUCUUUGUUCCGUCUAUCACAUAUCUAUCGGUUAUUUAAUUGUUUACGCUUGGUCGUCAGUAACCGAAGAUACAUGACAAUGAUUUCGAGUGUUUUCGUAGUGAGUCACAGGGUAGCAAAUUGCAUUCCUUCACACCCACCACCAAUCACAACACUUGUUUCACCGUUUUAUCGUCCGUGUUGUCGGAACCGGUCAUUUAUCGCAAAGUGGAGUUAACAACUUGUGUCUGACCAUUAUGAAUGCUUCAUUUUACCCGACUACACAUAGACACACGUGACAUACAUUCGUCAAUCAACGGGAUCAGUGGCCUCGGCUUUGAUCGGUUCCCUAGCAGAGACGUUUCACGCUGGAUGUUACCAGCUGAAAUGGGUGACUACAAUCGCAGCCCGCCGUCCCCACCUCGGCGGAACAGUGAUACAGUCUCUCCACCACCCCACAUCGCCGAAUCCUCGUUCCAGCGACAAGCAGAGAGUCCAAACAAGGCAUCUUCAGCCAAGACAAUGGACUCGAACAUCACACUAUGGCAGUUCCUACUCGAGCUGCUGGUAAACAGAAAACACCUGUCCAUCAUCCAGUGGACCAGCAACGAGGGCGAGUUUAAGCUCAUCAACGCAGAGGAGGUGGCCAAGCUGUGGGGCCUGCGCAAGAACAAGCACAACAUGAACUACGACAAACUGAGUCGAGCUCUGCGCUACUACUACGACAAAAACAUCAUCAAGAAAGUCAUGGGCCAGAAGUUCGUCUACAAAUUCGUGUCUUUCCCAGAGAUCGUGAAGACGGAGACCAAGAUCCCCUUCAAGGUCAAGAUGGAGUCACUUGCUCAGGAGUAUGGGCAGCGUGUUAUGCCGCAUUUUGCCUCCUUCAAUAUCGAAAACAUAAAAAUCUCGGCACACAAGGCAAUGAGUUGGCAGAUGCCGUCGUCGUCGUCGUCGCCGCCACCACCUUCGUCAUCAUCUGCAGCGUACACAGCGACAUCCCAGACGUCACAGGAAUUCGCGCAGUCGCUGGUCGUUCCCAAGAAGGAAUCGACAUCCUCGUCGUUCGAGGAGACCAAUGUGAUAGUCUCCGUCCCAUCGCACACCUCCUCGUCGCUGUCUAUCAGCAAACCGAAGCCUGGGCCCAUCAAGCUAGGCGCGGUCGCCAUGUCGAUCGGACCUUCCACCACGCUCACCCCAGCCACGAUGGGUCCCAUUCCGAGUCCUACGGCUAGGUCUCUGACGUCAUCAUUCCCAGGAAUCCACACCCCACUGCUGAUGGCAAGUCCCAUGGUUGGGCCACACACGCCGCAGCUCCUGCACUUCUGGAGCUCGCUCAGCCCGGUGGCCACCCUGAGUCCCCGGAUGAACGCCAACACAGCCUUCCAGUUCCCGAGCCUUGUCAAUCCGCACAUGACCUUUUCGCCGGUCACGCGACCCAGCUACUCGGGACUCGAGAAUCUGGCCACCCCAGGUUUUGUGUCGUCCCCGACGCGCACGAUUCCCGUGUUAUGACAAUAGUGUGUCCCUCUUUCUAAGUGCUGUAUAACUAUGUGUUGUUAAGACGUGUUGCAUUUGAUGCGGGCGGGAAGUGCUGCUCAUUCUAAAUGUAUCAAGUCGACGAACACUGCGCUUAAAAGUACAGAGGGGCGUCGUUAGGCAACUGACUGUUUUUGUGACUCUGGCUCAUUGACCCAGUUUUAUCUCUCCCCCCCCCCCCCCCCCCCCCAUCCUUCCAAAAAGUAUUGUACAUUGUAUACUAACAUUGUAACUUGAUAAACUCUACUACUCUUAUUAACAUGAAGAAAUUUGUUUGAAGGAACAACAUUAUAGCAACACUGUUGGGCAAGUAGCUGGUUGAAUUGCCCCGUUUCUUGCGCUUUGGUGCGACCACUUAAAAUCCAAUUAGGACUAAUAUGUUUUUAAGCUGGUUGAAAUCCGUAUAACUGUGUUUCAAGGGUUAGCUCUGGGAACCACUUUGGCGCGACACUAGUCUUCUGUAACAUGAAACAGAAAUUUAAGGAAUUUAAACUGUCUAAAUUUUGAAAUUAAAUAAACGCUAACUUGA